Colletotrichum tamarilloi is the source of this 2397-nucleotide messenger RNA. RefSeq names its product 3-isopropylmalate dehydratase large subunit 2. The record is from RefSeq and is a predicted model, not a curated record. The coding region runs from base 1 to 2397 and encodes 798 amino acids. The transcript is spliced from 9 exons. Lineage: Eukaryota; Fungi; Ascomycota; Sordariomycetes; Glomerellales; Glomerellaceae.
AUGGCGGAACAGAGCUUCAACGAGCAGCUCCUGCAGCUGUUGGCUGCAACACGAGAUCUCCACUUGAAAGACGAGCGGACACCUAACGGUGGAACGUCGGAUGUAGAGACUGAAAGCUCCGAGCACCCUCUAGUUGUUCUUUCUGCCUUGGCAGCUAGACUGCAGCGAGAUGGCAAGGAGAAAGAGGCGAAAACAAUUCUGCAGGUCGUCAGCAUCGCCACGGCGUCCCCCGACUACGGCGGUAUGGGUUUGACCUGGACCGGGGAGUCAAGCGCAACGGACCGCAGCGAGCUGAUUCUGCUCACAUCAGCAUGGCUCGAGAGUCUGAAUUCCAGCGAUCGACGGGGGGGACCGAUCGUUCCCCUAGUAAGCCGGCCUGCCAGCCGCCGCCCCAUGAAUGUUACAGAGAAGAUAUUUGCUCUGCAUGACGUGACUCGCACAGGAUGGGUCCGAACAGGGGAUACGAUUAGAGUUUCUGUCGACUGGAUCAUGGCUAGCGAGGCUAGCUGGCAUGGCAUGCUUCAAGUCUACAACAAGCUGGGAGACCCUGGAAUCUUUUCGAAUUCCAACUUCUGGUUGGCUGGCGAUCAUGUGGUUGAUCCAAGGCUGAUGGAUACGCCCCUUGUGCAGAAGCUGGUUGGCGAGAUGGACUUUGCUCGUAAGAAGUUCAAGAUGACACAGUUCCAGGGCAACAAUUACACCAUCAUGCACACCGAGUUCUACCGUGAGCGGGCCCAACCAGGCCAAAUCAUCAUUGGCUCGGAUUCGCACACGUGUAGCUCUGGGGCCGACGGUUGUCUUGCGAUUGGACUGGGUGCAACCGAGGUCACGAUGGCUCUGGUUACUGGAGAGAUCUGGUUCAAAGUUCCCGAGGUCGUCGAGAUCCACCUUGUGGGUAAGCCCCAGCGCGGAGUCGGAGGUAAAGAUAUUAUCCUCUAUAUUCUUCAGCAGCUCAAACGGAAUACGGUGGCUGCGGAUCGGGUAGUUGAGUAUACGGGCCCCGGGUGCCGAUGGUUGAGUUCUGACGCCCGCUUUGCCAUUGCAAACAUGACUACCGAGUUUGGUGGCAUCACAGGGAUAUUUGUUCCUGACGAAGUCACUAAGGACUUUAUCGAUGCCCGUAAAACAGCCCAUCACAGGACCGCAUCGUACUACUUCAAGCCCGACGAAGGAUGCUCCUAUGCGGAGUCACAUACUAUCGACGUCUCUCUGGUCGAGCCCUUUGUGGCCAAGUACCCGAGCCCCGAUGAUGUAGUGCCGGUGUCUGAUGUGGCAGGUACUCACCUUGAUGGUGUCUUCAUCGGUGCUUGCACAACAGCGGAGGAGGAUCUUGUCAUGGGCGCGCUUGUGCUGCAGGCUGGCCUGGACGCGGGAAGGAAGCCGACAGGCCUCGCAGACAUUUACGAGAGAGCGGGCUUCAUCAUUGGCAUCCCUGGAUGCAGCUAUUGUGUGGGAAUGGGCGCUGACAUGGCCAAACCUGGGGAAGUCUGGCUCAGCAGUCAGAACCGCAAUUUCGAGAACCGUAUGGGCAAGGGGGCUAUCGGCAGUUUGGCGUCCGCUGCAACGGUGGCUGCGUCGUCUUUUGACAUGGCUGUCACUUCUCCACAAGAUCUUAUUGACCUCAUCCCAGCGGAUCGAUGGGCCGCCGUCAAGGGUAAAGGAUCCCUUGCCGAUGGUAUCCUCAGCCAACCGCAAUGGGUGGAGCCACCAGGCCAAGAUGCCGAAGAGGAUGCGAAGGACGUCGCGGAGGACCAGGGACCCAGCCCGUCCGGCGAGGACGCGGCCGCCGAUCAGGCUAAGCCCGGCUCCGGGACCAUUAGGAGUAAGAUCUUCCGUCUAGGAGAUUUUGUUGACACCGAUGCGCUUGCGCCUGCACAAUACCUUCUCACAUCCAAGAACAACGAGGAGCUCGGCACUCAUUGCCUCGAGUUCACCAACCCGGAAUUCCGGCAGCUCGUUAAGGAAGGUCACAAAGUCAUUGUUGCUGGCGAUGCGUUUGGCUGUGGAUCUAGUCGUCAAGAGGCUGUGCAAGCUUUACUAGGCGUCGGUGUCGAAUGUGUGAUUGCAAAGGCAUUCGCGUUCAUUUACAGCCGAAACCAGCCGUCCUUGGGUCUGUGGGGCUUCACCAUCGACGAUCCCUUGUUUUACGAGAAGGCGCAGACAGGAACCAACAUUGAGAUCGACCUGGAUCGCAACGUGCUGACUGUCGACGGCGAGACAUUCGAAUUUCGGUUGUCCGUGCUCGAGAAGAAACUGACCAAGAUGGGCGGCAUGACAAAUGCCUUCAACCAAUUUGGCAAACGCAUCUACGACGUCUUGACGGGUCGCAAAGCCUCACAGGGUGGUGUCGCAAAGGAACUCAAGGCUAAACCUGCCCGAGAUGUCAUGGCAUGGUGA